Diospyros lotus (date-plum) is the source of this 2814-nucleotide messenger RNA. RefSeq lists its product as uncharacterized. The record is from RefSeq and is a predicted model, not a curated record. NCBI's taxonomy places the organism in Eukaryota, Viridiplantae, Streptophyta, Magnoliopsida, Ericales, Ebenaceae.
AUGGUGGAACUGGGGCUGAGAACCAUUAGAGAAUUGGCUGCCCCUGAUGUGCACUACCAGUCUUUAUGCAUUCAAUAUCCCCAAUUGGAUGCAACCUUUGAAUUGAAAUCUGGGCUAAUCCAUUUGCUUCCCAAGUUUCAUGGCCUUGCAGGUGAAGAUCCGCACAAGCACCUCAAGGAAUUCCAUGUUGUCUGCUCCACAAUGAGGCCACAAGGAGUUUGAGGAGAUGAGGAGCAGAUAAAACUUAGGGCCUUCCCAUUCUCAUUGGAUGGAGCUGCAAAGGAUUGGUUAUACUACCUACCACCUGCUGCCAUCACAAGUUGGGAUGGGCUAAAAAGGAUCUUUUUGGAGAAGUUCUUUCCAGCAUCCCGAACAGCCGCCAUUCGAAAAGAAAUUUAUGGCAUAAGGCAGAAUCAUGGGGAGACAUUACAUGAGUAUUGGGAGCGAUUCAAGAAACUCUGUUCUAGUUGUCCACACCAUCAAAUCAGUGACCAGUUGCUGGUCCAAUACUUCUAUGAAGGUCUUAUUCCAAUGGAUAGGUAUUUGGUGGAUGCAGCUAGUGGAGGAGCCCUCUCUGAAAAGACACCAGCAGCUGCUCAGGAGCUAAUCUCCAAGAUGGCACAGAAUGCCCAACAGUUUGGUACCAGGUCAGCCACUCCCAUGAGACAAGCCAAUGAGAUUGGUGUUGCUGCCAUCAAUGACCAACAGAGGAUAGAGAACAAACUGGAGGAAUUGGCCUCCAUGGUCAGACAGCUAGCCCUUGAUAAAGGACAGUCCAAAUCUCAGCAGGUAUGUGGUAUUUGCUCAUUAUCCUCCCAUGGUACUGACCAAUGUCCUCAACUGCAGGAGAAUACAGAAGCUUGUGCUGGCAUUUUUCCAGGAAGACCCUUCCAGCCACAGCAUCAGCAGCCACAGCAACAAAGAUAUGAUCUAUAUGCUGCCACCUAUAAUCCAGGGUGGAGAGAUCAUCCAAAUUUGAGGUAUGGAGGUCCUUCCAACCAGCCAUUCCAGCCACAGCAACAGCAACCUCAGCAGCACAGAUUCAAUGCACAAAGACCAAGUCAAUCAAUGCAGCAACCCCAACCAGCUCCUAAAUCCGAAUCAAGCUUGGAAGAUAUCAUGAAGCAGCUCGUUGCCAACAAUCUCCAGUUUCAGCAAAGGACCGACACUGCCAUACAAAAUUUGGAGACACAGAUUGGACAGCUGGCAACCAACAUCAGUGAGCUACGGAGUCAAGGUUCGGGUCAGUUGCCUUCACAGCCAGUUUCAAAUCCAAGGGGCAAUGUAAGUGCUAUCGUUCUCCGCAGUGGCAAGGAGUUAAGCAGCCCACCCUCUCCACAACCAGAAUUUGGGCAGCAACAAGAAAAUAGAGGAGAGACUUCUCACAACCAUCCAUUGCCAUUUCCUCACCGAGCCACUCAAAAUAAAAAGAGGGCAGAAGUUGAGUUGGACAAGGAGAUCAUGGAAACUUUCAAAAAAGUUGAGGUGAACAUACCACUCUUGGAGGCCAUCAGACAGAUUCCCAAGUAUGCCAAGUUUCUCAAAGACUUGUGCACCCACAAAAGGAAACUGAAAGGAAAUGAAAAAAUCAACUUGGGGAGAAAUGUGUCAGCAUUGAUUCAACCUGCCAUACCUCAAAAAUGCAAAGAUCCAGGAACUUUCACCAUUCCUUGCACUAUUGGAAAUUUGCAAUUUCAUAAUGCUAUGUUGGAUUUAGGAGCCUCUAUUAAUGUGAUGCCUAAAUCUGUGUAUUCUUCUUUGCAGGCAGGCGCAGGCACAUUGACAUCUACAGGAGUGGUGGUCCAGUUGGCAAAUAGGAGCACAGCAUACCCUGAGGGAGUAUUAGAGGAUGUAUUAGUAAAGGUAAAGGAUUUCAUAUUCCCUGCUGACUUCUAUGUUUUGAAUAUGGAAGAUGAUCGCACACCCGGACACACACCACUUAUUCUAGGUAGACCCUUCUUGAAAACUGCAAGGACAAUAAUUAAUGUGCAUGAGGGUACUUUAUCUAUGGAGUUCGCUGGUAACUGUUUUCAAUUCAAUAUCAUUGAUGCCAUGAAGUAUCCCUUAGAAGAUCAUUAUGCCUUGCAUGUUAACUUUAUUGACUUAAUGGUGGAGAAAGCAUGUGUUGAGUUGUAUAAUCUUGAGUCUGAAUUCCCCACCAUCCAUGAUUUUCCUGAUGAUAUGCAUUGCCCUCAGUGUCAUGACGGACUCAGUAAGUGUAAUGCUUGUUCUGAAAUAGAUGAGUUUUUGAGUAUUGUUGAUAGUGCGCCUUCUCAUACUAUAUCCGAUUCUCAUGUGCCUCCCAUAGAGGAAGUUUCUGUUGCUGAGAAUGUAGUGCAGGUAGGUGGAAACAUAAACAGAUUGGUGCCUUCAAUUCAACAGCCACCCACCUUGGAGUGUAAGCCCCUGCCCGAGAAUCUGAAGUAUGCCUACUUGGCAGAUGGAGACAAGCUACCCGUGAUCAUCGCCGACAACCUUCAGCCUGACCAAGAGGAGAAGUUGCUGAAUCUGUUGAAGCAACAUAAGAGAGCCAUAGGUUGGUCACUUGCAGACAUUCCCGGUAUAUCCCCUUCCUUAUGCAUGCACAGGAUUCAUUUAGAGGAAGGAGCUCGACCAGUGAGGCAGCCCCAAAGGAGACUCAAUCCCACCAUUCUAGAUGUGGUCAAGAAAGAGGUAAGUAAACUACUUUCGGCUGGCAUUAUUUAUCCUAUCUCUGACAGCAAGUGGGUGAGUCCAGUGCAGGUAGUUCCGAAGAAGACAGGAUUCACAGUGGUAGCCAAUGAGAGGAAUGAGCUAGUGCCCAUGCGAGUGUAG